AUGAGGUAUGUUUUGUGUAUUAUCUAUCAGACUGGGUUGGAUGGAAGGAGAGUAGAAGGAGGGUGGAAUGAAGGUGGGAGGACGGUGGAACUAGGGUGGAAGGAGGUUGGAAGGAGGUUGGAAGGAGGGUGGAAGGAGGUUGGAAGGAGGGUGGAAGGAGGGUGGAAGGAGGUUGGAAGGAGGUUGGAAGGAGGGUGGAAGGAGGUUGGAAGGAGGGUGGAAGGAGGUUGGAAGGAGGUUGGAAGGAGGUUGGAAGGAGGUUGGAAGGAGGUUGGAAGGAGGGUGGAAGGAGGAGGGUGGAAGGAGGUUGAAAGGAGGGUGGAAGGAGGGUGGAAGGAGGUUGGAAGGAGGGUGGAAGGAGGUUGGCAGGAGGGUGGAAGGAGGUUGGAAGGAGGGUGGAAGGAGGGUGGAAGGAGGUUGAAAGGAGGGUGGAAGGAGGGUGGAAGGAGGUUGGAAGGAGGGUGGAAGGAGGUUGGCAGGAGGGUGGAAGGAGGUUGGAAGGAGGGUGGAAGGAGGGUGGAAGGAGGUUGGAAGGAGGGUGGAAGGAGGGUGGAAGGAGGUUGGAAGGAGGGUGGAAGGAGGUUGGAAGGAGGGUGGAAGGAGGUUGGAAGGAGGUUGGAAGGAGGUUGGAAGGAGGGUGGAAGGAGGUUGGAAGGAGGUUGGAAGGAGGUUGGAAGGAGGUUGGAAGGAGGUUGGAAGGAGGGUAGAAGGAGGUUGGAGGGAGGUUGGAGGGAGGUUGGAAGGAGGUUGGAGGGAGGUUGGAGGGAGGGUAGAAGGAGGUUGGAGGGAGGUUGGAAGUAG
Molecule: messenger RNA, 801 nt
Organism: Knipowitschia caucasica
Lineage: Eukaryota; Metazoa; Chordata; Actinopteri; Gobiiformes; Gobiidae
Source: the annotation of a GenBank genome assembly